AUGUUCCACAUGAACAUCAAGGACCUGGCAGGCGCGUGGAUCCACGACAUCAGCACGAGCACGCCCUACAACAGCCCCAACACCGACAGCCUGCACCUCACUCGGACAACUGACGUGCUCGUGGAAGACUACUCGUCGCACGGAGGUGAGUUGGUGUCGCACGGAGGUGAGCUGGUGUCGCACGGAGGUGAGCUGGUGUCGCACGGAGGUGAGCUGGUGUCGCACGGAGGUGAGCUGGUGUCGCACGGAGGCGAUGACAAUGUGUCGAUUGUGGGAGGAUGCAGGAACAUCACCAUUCGCAAUGUGGUCGCCACAGCAGGCCAUGGCAUCAGCAUCGGCAGUCUGGGCAUGGACGGCAGUCUGGCGUGUGUGUCGGACAUCCGGGUGCAGAACGUGCAGCUAGCAGCGCUCUCCAACGGGCUGCGCAUCAAAACCUACCAGGGCGGCCAGGGCGCCGUCUGGAACGUGCUCUAUGAAAACGUCACCAUGCAGGACGUGAAAUACCCCAUCAUUAUUGACCAGUACUACUGUGACAAGAGCGAUGCAAGCGCCACCACGUGUCUCAUCCAGCAAGACGCACUUGCCAUCUUCAACAUCACAUACCGCAACGUGCAGGGCACCACCAACGCCACGCGUGGAAUCACACUCAACUGCAGCGCCUCCGUGCCGUGCCAGCAGGUCCGCCUAGAUAACAUCAACAUUGAUUCGUCGUAUCCGGACGAGCACUCCAAGGCGACAAAAACGGGGACACCGACGCCCGAAGCCGCUGUUCUCACCACCUCCCUCCCUUACCCCGAACCGUCGCAGGCGCAAGGGAAGCCUGGUCUUUUCCAAGCCACCAACAACCCGUGCGCUCUCCAGACACGGCACGUCCUUCAUUCCUAG
This is a messenger RNA of Closterium sp. Naga37s-1, 885 nucleotides long. The record is from the annotation of a GenBank genome assembly. Lineage: Eukaryota; Viridiplantae; Streptophyta; Zygnematophyceae; Desmidiales; Closteriaceae.